UCACAAUUUAAAAGCCCAAAUGUUUAUCUUCCUCCCAAAUUCAACGCGCAGAUUUGUUGAAUCAUUUCUUAAAAUUAAUCGAAUUUGUAUUAUCCGUGCUGAAAAUUUAGCUGGAAGUUGAAUUCUGUUGAAGGAUUUUCGUUCAAUUUUUCGCUUAAUUUGUGGUUUUCAAACUCCGCAGUGAACUACCCAUUAGAGACAGUGGCAAGAGCAAUAUCCCCUGCAAGGUGACCUUAAAAUGGGCGAAAAAGCAUGUUUAAAGCGCCUCCAAAAGGAAUAUAGAGCCCUAUGUAAAGAACCUGUCUCCAAUGUGGUGGCACGCCCUCUACCAAAUGACAUUCUUGAGUGGCAUUAUGUUUUGGAGGGAAGUCAAGGAACACCCUUUGCAGGUGGAUAUUACUAUGGAAAAAUAAAGUUUCCACCAGAGUACCCAUUUAAACCUCCAGGGAUCACCAUGACUACUCCAAAUGGACGCUUUAUGACACAAAAGAAGUUGUGCCUGUCCAUGAGUGAUUACCAUCCUGAGAGUUGGAACCCCAUGUGGUCUGUCUCAAGCAUACUGAAUGGGCUCCUCUCAUUCAUGAUGGAUAACAGCCCUACCACUGGCAGUGUCUCAAGUACAGAAGCGGAGAAAAAGAGGCUUGCAAGUGCCUCUCUGGCUUUCAAUUGUAAAAACCCAACUUUUAGGAAACUAUUUCCAGAGUACCUAGAGAAAUACGAACAACAGUUGGCAAGCGAGCAAUCUGCAAAUCAGGCAGCACAAGAACCCGUCAGGGAUGAAAACCCCCGCCCCACUUUAAAGAAACGCGGAUCCAAGGUGGACCAGAAUAAUAUAGAUGUCCCGAAAGAGAUGAAUAUCCAGCAGAAACGCCGGUCUUUCCCUACCUGGCUGUCGCUGAUGCUUGUUUGCAUUUUUGCUGCCGUAAUGGCUCUGCCCCUGCUUCAACUUUGAUGACAUAUGACCACCUUGAAAGGGAUAUUUUGAGUGUGAUUUAGGUGUUAUAUUAGCAUCUGUAAUGAUGUCGCAAUCUGUCAAAUUACUUGAUAUCUUAUAAGUCUUAAUGUACCUAAACAGGACCUAUACAGUGGUCGUGCAAAUGAAGAAAAUGUGAUUUGUAUCCA
Molecule: messenger RNA, 1122 nt
Organism: Salvia hispanica
Lineage: Eukaryota; Viridiplantae; Streptophyta; Magnoliopsida; Lamiales; Lamiaceae
Product: ubiquitin-conjugating enzyme E2 34-like
Source: RefSeq, a predicted model, not a curated record